CUACACAGGCUGAGUGAGAAAAAGAUGUGCUAAAUAAAGAUUGAUUGGUUUGCAUCCUGAAGGGGUCUCCCACUUGUAAAUGACCCGGGGGAAAAAAAAAAAUUCAUGACGACUUCACUGGGCCUCCUCUUGUUCUUCCAUUUUUCUUUCUGCCUGCCCUCUUCGUGGAAUGGAGCAUCAUUCCUUAGAGCACAAAAUACGUUGUGCAUCUAAUAUUGACAGUGCUGUGAUAGGGAUUCUUAAGCAGUUUUGCGUGUGAGGCUCUUAAGCUUGAAAUAUUAACAGAUGAUGAUUUGUUCGUUUGGAUUACUGCGGAACUGCAGCUCCGUCCCUGCAAGGAUUUUAUCCUCAGCGCUGCAUUGAUUAAGCUACUUAUCUACGAAGAUGGCAGUGUGCAGGGUAGAAGGGAACAGGACCCAUAUGUCAAUGGUCUAGGAUGGCCAGUGAAGGCUCAAACAUCCCAAGUCCUGUGGUCCGUCAGAUUGACAAGCAGUUUCUGAUCUGCAGCAUAUGCCUGGACCGUUACAAGAACCCCAAAGUACUUCCCUGCCUGCACACUUUCUGUGAGAGGUGCUUACAGAAUUACAUUCCAGCCCAUAGCUUAACCCUUUCUUGCCCCGUGUGCCGCCAGACCUCCAUUCUGCCAGAGAAAGGGGUUUCUGCACUCCAGAACAACUUCUUUAUCACCAACCUGAUGGAUGUCCUGCAACGAACACCAGACAACAGCAUAGAAGAGUCCUCCAUCUUGGAGACUGUCACUGCUGUUGCUGCAGGCAAGCCACUCUCCUGCCCCAAUCAUGAUGGAAAUGUGAUGGAAUUCUACUGCCAGUCCUGUGAGACAGCCAUGUGCCGGGAAUGUACAGAGGGAGAACAUGCAGAGCAUCCCACAGUCCCGCUCAAGGAUGUGGUGGAACAACACAAAGCUUCCCUCCAAGUCCAGUUGGAUGCUGUGAACAAAAGGCUUCCAGAGAUUGACUCAGCACUUCAUUUUAUAUCUGAAAUCAUACAUCAGUUAACCAACCAAAAGGCUAGCAUUGUAGAUGACAUUCAUUCCACUUUUGAUGAGCUCCAGAAGACUUUAAAUGUGCGAGAGAAAAAAAAAAAGAGUGUGCUGCUUAUGGAACUGGAAGUGAAUUAUGGCCUUAAACACAAAGUCCUCCAGACACAGCUGGAUACCUUACUUGAAGGACAAGAGAGCAUUAAAAGUUGCAGUAACUUUACGGCCCAGGCCCUCAACCACGGCACCGAAACAGAAGUUCUGCUGGUGAAGAAGCAAAUGAGCGACAAGCUAAAUGAACUGGCUGAGCAGGACUUCCCACUGCAGCCCCGUGAAAAUGAUCAGCUGGACUUCAUAGUGGAAACAGAAGGCCUGAAGAAGUCCAUUCACAAUUUGGGUACUAUUUUAACCACCAAUGCAGUUGCCUCUGAAACAGUUGCCACAGGGGAGGGACUGAGGCAGACUGUGAUUGGGCAGCCCAUGUCCGUCACCAUUACAACGAAGGACAAAGAUGGGGAGCUCUGUAAAUCUGGGAACGCUUACCUCACUGCUGAACUGAGCACACCUGAUGGGAGUGUAGCGGAUGGAGAAAUACUUGACAAUAAAAAUGGCACUUACGAAUUUUUAUAUACUGUUCAGAAAGAAGGGGACUUCACUUUGUCACUGAGACUUUAUGAUCAGCAUAUCAAGGGCAGCCCCUUUAAACUUAAAGUGGUCAGAUCAGCAGAUGUGUCCCCUACCACUGAAGGGGUUAAGAGGCGUGUUAAAUCUCCUGGCAGUGGUCACGUGAAGCAGAAGGCUGUGAAAAGACCUGCUAGCAUGUACAGCACUGGCAAAAGAAAAGAGAAUCCCAUUGAAGAUGAUUUGAUCUUCAGAGUAGGCACCAAAGGGAGAAACAAAGGGGAGUUUACAAAUCUUCAGGGUGUAGCUGCAUCUACAAAUGGAAAAAUAUUAAUAGCAGACAGUAACAACCAAUGUGUGCAGAUAUUUUCCAAUGAUGGCCAGUUCAAAAGUCGUUUUGGCAUACGAGGAAGGUCUCCUGGCCAGUUGCAGCGGCCAACGGGAGUGGCUGUGCAUCCCAGUGGUGACAUCAUUAUUGCAGAUUAUGAUAACAAAUGGGUUAGCAUAUUUUCAUCAGAUGGAAAAUUUAAGGCCAAAAUUGGAUCUGGAAAGCUCAUGGGUCCUAAGGGCGUUUCUGUGGAUCGUAAUGGACACAUCAUAGUAGUGGACAAUAAAGCAUGCUGUGUGUUCAUCUUCCAACCAAAUGGGAAAAUAGUUACCAGGUUUGGUAGCCGAGGAAACGGUGACAAGCAGUUUGCAGGUCCUCAUUUUGCAGCUGUAAACAGCAACAAUGAAAUUAUUGUUACAGACUUUCAUAACCAUUCUGUUAAGGUAUUUAACCAGGAGGGAGAAUUCAUACUAAAGUUUGGAUCAAAUGGAGAAGGAAAUGGACAAUUCAAUGCACCAACUGGAGUAGCUGUAGAUUCUAAUGGAAAUAUUAUUGUAGCAGAUUGGGGAAACAGCCGAAUACAGGUUUUUGAUGGAAGUGGAUCAUUUUUAUCCUACAUUAACACCUCUGCUGACCCACUUUAUGGUCCCCAAGGUCUGGCCCUAACUUCAGAUGGCCAUGUGGUAGUUGCAGACUCUGGAAAUCACUGCUUCAAGGUCUAUCGAUACUUACAGUAACAAUGAGCUCUGGAGCUGGAUAAUCAUCCACCCUUAAGAAAAGACUGGUCCCUGAGAUCCAGUGUGGGAUAUCUCCUUCUUUAAUGAGUUCAUUUUUAAUAAUGAAGGAGUCUCUUAUGGACUUCUCAUGUUAAUUUCCAAACUUACCUUGUUUACAUAGGACUUGCACCUCUUACGUUCCUCACUGAACUUUUUGUUGUAAGGGUUAACACACAAAAUCCUCUUUAACUGAAUUCAUAAAGACAAUGUGAUAUUAAAUAAAAACUGAAACUUAUGGAACUGGAAUUAACUAAUCAGGCAAAAAUGAGAAAAAUUUGGGGAAAAAAAUCCCCAAAGGUUUUUGAAGACUGCGAAGGGUAGCUCCUGUUUAGAGCUUCCAAAUUUGAAAAAGUAUCACUUAUGCAUUAUUUAACCCAGAGGGGAUCCUGGGAAUCUUCUAGAUCUCAUUAUCAUGGUAGGUAUUACACUUUUAACAUUCUUCUGUCUUAAUAAGUAUAACAAGUAGGUCCUUUUAGUAAAGGUAUAAUGUUAAGUCAUACAAAAUCCGUCUUGCUCUAACCACCAGACCUAACACAGCUCAACGUUUAGCACUAUGAGAAUCAAUGCAAAUUCCCUACUUAUGUGGGAUUAAUGAAGGAUUGUUUCAUGUGCUUAUUUUUCACUCUCCCUCUUGCUUAAUGUGCUGUAAGGACUUUGCAGAGACCUGACAUUUCUAAAGCUCUGGAAAACCUUCAUUGUAAUGAUACAUUAGUGAGAGCUGAAUUUCUGUAGAACGACAGACCUUUUGACACCAAACUAGUUCAUUAGGAUCAGGAUUAUUACAAUGUCAACUUGAUUAACCUCAUGUGUGCCACUCUUCUGUGUAUGUUCAUUGCCAUGUUUCCUUAAGGCAACUCAUUUGUAUUAGCAAAUAAAAUACAGCAUCUCACAGGACAGAAAGCCAGAGAGGUACCCCUAUGGAGGACCUACGUUAUACAACCAAAGGAACUAUGGUUAACAGAGGUUGUAUAAGAAAGCCAAGGGUUACCAAAGCUAUUUGUUUUUGACAUGAGGAAAAAUACAUUAGAAAUAAGAAUGAAUUUGAGCCAGUUCCUGAAGUCCUUCACAAAGGGAGUUUUGUUAGAGAACAAAAUAAGGACUGCGGCAUUUGUUCCCGUUUGUUUGUAUGUAUGUAUGUAUGUAUGACUGAUUGAUGCAAAAAUAAAGUAAAUUCGGGUUAUUUCAGUAAACUGGAACGUAUAUAUGCCAUGUGACAAUGGCAGUACUCUGAAAAACGUCCCUCCUUCUGCUUGCCAGAUAUCUCUACUAUGUUCUUUGUUGAAGUACUGAUUUAAUUGGAAAUCCUUACAAUCAUAUUACUUGGUUCUGUUUUUAAUGUUUUUUUUUUAAGUAUGUACUUGUCCUUUUUAAAGUAGUAUUGUUUUUAUUGUUAAUUCUAAACUUAAUGGUCAAAAGAUGUAUUGUACCAUACCCUAAUAUAGAGGGGUGCUUACUCUUAGACCUCAUCUGAGGAGCUGGUUGGCUUGCUGCCAAUGCCCAAAAUAGUCUGGGAAGAAGAAUCUUUCUUUUCUAAUUUUUAGGGAUUUGAAACAAAAGGGCAUUGGGUCAGGAGCAGGGGAGUAUUUUAAGCAUGUCUGCAAAACUGAAAGAAAUUGUUGUGAAAUUAUUUGUUAUAAAUAUUUAUCUUUUUUCUAAAAGGUUAAGGUUAUUGCAAUUAAUUUGAGGAAAAACUAAUGAUUUUCUGUAAAGAUGUGUUUGACUUGUGAAAAUGCAGACCCUGAAAUUCAUAAAUGUGUAGUUUGUCUGUUUUUUUAAUUACUAUUUCUUAGAAAUGUUUCCUUCUCUUUCCCGUUUUUAUUUUUUGCAUAUAGAGCCAAUUUUACAAAUUUAUGUUCAAAGACAAGUCUCCUUACUUUGUUGGAAUAAUUGUUUUGUGUAAAAGGCUUAAGGUUUGGACCGUACAAUAUGGUCAAGAAACUGAUAGUAACAUUUUUGAAAUGUAAAAAUUCAAGUCUGUUAUUACCAAGAGAACAAGAUAUCUUCUGCUUGAAGUGAGUUUGUCCUAAAAUUCCAAAGAAGAUAUAGUCACCCCAGUUACUACAUAAGAAACUGUCCUCUCAAAAUUGUGUGAAGUGGUAAAUCAAAUUUUAUGAUGAUCAAGUAAUUUUAUUCCAAGUGUUCUUGUAAGCAACUCUCUGACACGCAUGUAAUUUCUGACAUUGGAAUGCACUUAAAUGAUAUAUUUAUCAAUGAAAAAGAUGUAGCAUUUUAAGUGUAUUUAAUUAACAAAGAAAAAAGGUUUGCACUGAUUCUCUGAGGUAGAAACUUGAAAGAAAAUGAGAAGUGUGCUCUUGGUAUCAGUUAUGGAUAAUAGUAAUCAAAUUUGGUUUCAGAUUUAGAUUUCUGUAAUAAUUUUACUAAACUUGAAUGGUUUCCACUCAAAAAACAUGGCCAAAUCCUCCUUUGCCAGGAACUCUGAGGACAACAGGAAUCAGACCCUAAGUUAUAUGUCAAAACACAUACUUAAGACUAUACUAUUCCAUGCAUACACUUUCCUUCAAAAGAUUUUGAAUUCCUUUAACUCAGUAUUGUUUAGCAGCAUUUUCUAAAACCUCUGUCAACCCACUGCAUCCUGAUGAACUAUGGAACUCUGUACACAACCCCCUUGCACCCAAGCUAACAGACAUUAGCAGGGAUGUGAGUUUUUCCACAGAAGAUUUUUUUUCCAUCUCGUUGAAUUUUCAGACUCUAUCACCAGAGCAACACACACUGCACCUGAAAAAUGGCACUCAUUUGGAAUUCCUUCACAUAGUGAAUGCUAUCAAUUACAAUUUUAAAUUCAGUGGUAUAGGGUAUUCCCUUCCAAAGGUUGACCUUAUCUGCCUGGCACAGGGAGACUGAGAAACGCAUUGCUUUUACAGUGUACUUUUGAAGCCAACUUAGCUAAAAUGCUUGGCUUACAAAACUUACAAUGAGCAACCAAAGCAGAAAUUCUGUUCUAAAAAAGUGACAGAUUUUUUGCAUCCAGUUAAGUGAACGUCAGAAUUGCACUACUUGCUUUACUGAGUUGUUAGCGUUUAUUAAAGGCUUUAUAGGCAAUCUGCUGCCAAAUUUCAGGUAUAACCAAAUGUUCCUUUGACUUCCCGGGAAUGUUAAUUGACGAGCAGCGCAGCAUGAAUGUUCAAAGUAUGUGCUUCACUUAACUAAUCUUCAACUCAAAAGUAAUCUCAGAAGGUUAUCAGAUCUUGUGUAAUUUGGAGUAUUUUAGGACAAACUACCCAACUGUAGUUUCAUUUUUUUUUUGACUAGAGUAAAAGGAUCUUUUCAGUUAAAUCCAAUACAAACAGUAGGGGAUUUUACAUAGGUUUAAACAGCAGCAAAGUAGCUGAAAAAGGAAAGGAAAAUGGCUUAAGGCAAGCAUUUGUCUCAUGUAGAUGGAGAGUUAUUUAUUAGUAAAUACUCUACUGUUCUGUAAAAGCUAGAGGGCUUUCAAUUUUAUGUCAAUAUUUUUUAUAACUAAGGAUCUAGUGUUGCCAUACUGAGAACUAUAAGUGCCCAAUGUGUUGUGUUUGUUAUAAAGAAAUGACCUGCAGUUGUGGGUGACAGCUAGUUAUGAAAUCAUGAUGUACAUUGAAAAUUUUCUUAAGAAUUGUGAGCAGUGAUUGUUUCGGUCUGUUUGUGGAGAGUGUGUGAAAGGUAUUGUGGAGUAGGAUGAUGCCUAAUUGGUUGUGUUAUUUCUGAUGAAUGUACAGCACUUCAAUUGAUGUUUGUGAGCAACACGGCCUUAACCCGGACACUCUUGCUUUGGCUUUAUGACAUGGGAAUGUUCCAUAAGCUGCAUAGUGUAUGGCAGUAUCCCUGUGUUAGAAAUCUGUACCCGUUGAUAAACUGUAGCUUUCCGGUUCUGGGAGUCUGUCUUUUUUCUUUUUUCUUUUUUCUUUUUUUUUCUUCUUUUUUUCCCCUUUCUAAAAGUUUUUGUACAUUCCAUCUUUGUAAUUGAUUUCAUAUAUUUUGUACACAUGUAAGUCUUGCACUGUCUGAAAACUGAUAAUGAAAUAUUCUGUCACUUGUUUUCUUUUUUUUUUUUUUUUAAAACCCCUGUGAGGCUAAAUACAAACUUUGCCUCCUUAAGGUCAAGGAUGAAAGAUGUGCAUCGAAGUGUUUGUGUGUGUGUAGUUUUAGCUUCAUGCGUGCCACAGUAUUUUCAAUGCUUUAGCUGAUGAUAAAAACAAAAUUUACUCUGUCUUGGAAAUGUAGGAAAACCAGAGUCAAAUGUGUACCUUUACCACGCACAAAAAUUUCAAAUAAUAAAGCUUGUUUCCUCUGUUA
Messenger RNA from Struthio camelus australis, 7012 nucleotides. It is a transcript of the gene TRIM2, whose product is annotated as tripartite motif containing 2. Gene Ontology annotation, biological process: protein polyubiquitination; negative regulation of translation; proteasome-mediated ubiquitin-dependent protein catabolic process. The record is from RefSeq and is a predicted model, not a curated record. NCBI's taxonomy places the organism in Eukaryota, Metazoa, Chordata, Aves, Struthioniformes, Struthionidae. Gene Ontology annotation, molecular function: protein binding; zinc ion binding; translation repressor activity.